Messenger RNA from Tigriopus californicus, 2401 nucleotides. RefSeq names its product gamma-aminobutyric acid receptor subunit pi-like. Gene Ontology annotation, biological process: nervous system process; chloride transmembrane transport; chemical synaptic transmission. Lineage: Eukaryota; Metazoa; Arthropoda; Copepoda; Harpacticoida; Harpacticidae. Bases 442 to 1854 code for a protein of 470 amino acids. Gene Ontology annotation, molecular function: neurotransmitter receptor activity; transmembrane signaling receptor activity; extracellular ligand-gated monoatomic ion channel activity. The transcript has 8 exons. The record is from RefSeq and is a predicted model, not a curated record. Gene Ontology annotation, cellular component: neuron projection; synapse; membrane.
CCGUUGGCUCUGUUACUUUGCUAACGGAGAAACUCGAGAGAAAAUAGGCAAAGGCCGUGGUUUGGAUUUUGGCCUUGAAAGACCAAUGCAGUCAAGACGGUUUAUCUCCAGAGUGAAUUCUGAAAAGAUUUUUGAUAGAGUGAGUGGUGAGGGAGAAGAAGAAAGCGAAAACACACACCGAGGCAUUGUUCCCUGGGGGAAAGCCAAAAAAAGCGCAUCAAAAGAAGGAGGAUUUGACGAAAGAUUUGACACCAAUCUAACCCUUGGCACCCAAACAUUAGGCGACAAUGAGAUUAACCAAUUGACCAAAUUCCUCAUUGUGUUCUAUUCGUUAACUAAUAGUGAGUGAGUGAAUCUGGCCCUAUGAAUUACGGGGAAAAGUUUCGAAGGAAAGUGUGUUCCAAUGUUCCAAAAGUCGAGUAUCAGGCUUAACACAAAUCAAUGAAGAUGUGUCCAAGUGCCUGGAUAUUCGUUCUCCUCUUGCUGGAAGCGAUGUUCCCAAUCGCCAUUGGGAACAUGGAGAACCUGGUAUUGACCACAUUGGAUCAAAGCCCGGACCUCAUUCCCGAGAUCAGUGAGGACGAACUCCAAUUGCUUCAGAGCAAGAAUCAUCGAUCCAAAGAAAAAGCGGGCAAGUCCAUGGGACAUGGUAACACACCGCUUAAUCGCAUUCACCACUCCCAUGGGACGGCUCAAAAACCCAUAUUGACGUACUGUACCAUGAACAAUCUGUUCUGUCUUGCAUCAAAUUACUCAAAAUAUGUUCCCCCUAUCGAUACGACGAAAAAAGAAGGCAUCAAACCUUUGGACGUGUCCAUUGGAUUUGACAACUUUGAGAUUCUGAAGAUCGACGACCGGGAUUUUACGGUGGAAAUUAACGCCUAUCUGAUCGUCAAAUGGAGAGACACUCGAGUGAUCAUAGAUUUUGCGCAGCUUUAUCCUGAUGGAGUGGUUCCAAAUGAGGAUUUGUUGGGAGCACCAGAUUGGAUCCCUGUCGAGUUGGAAAUGGUCUCGAAACUCUGGUUGCCAGACAGCGAGAUCCUUCGCCUCAAAGGCUUCCACAGCCUUUCCGUUCUGGAGCGAUUGCAAGGCUUGUGGAUGAGUGUCCGACAUGAGGUGCUAUACGUGGUGGCCACGCGCAUUCGUUUCAUGUGUCCGAUGAACUAUGCCAAGUUCCCCAUUGACAUUCAGACAUGCAAGUUUCAGAUUGGUUCCUUCAACUACGACAAUACCAAGAUGAGAUACCACACGUACUAUCUUCCAAAGUUGCCCAAUGCGACAGAAUCCAUCCUUGACUUUGAGGUCCACAUUAAGCCUUUGUUGCCUACAGAGCGUUAUUACCUGCCCCAAGAAACAGGGAACUAUUCCGUCGCAGGGUUCCGCAUGGUCAUGGAAAGAAAGAUUUCUCACUACGUCAUCACUUAUUACCUUCCCAGUGGGCUUUUUGUGGUGGUCAGUUGGGCUUCAUUCCUCAUCCCGGCUGAUGAUAUACAGGGUCGCAUGGCACUUUUGGUGACGUUGUUCCUGGUAUUGGUGAAUAUCUUCAACGCAAUCACUACCAACUCUCCGAAGGCUGACGGCCUAAAUGCUCUUCAGGCCUGGAUCAUUACUUGCAUCUUCUUUGUGUUUGGAGCCCUUCUGGAGUACUCUGUCAUCCUUCUCCAGUUAAAGCUCCAUUCCAUUCAAAAGUGCGCCAACGAUAUCAACGGAGCCUCUGCGAGUAAUGGCACCCUGUCGGUGAAAGUGUUGCGGAAGAAUCAAAUGGUGGCCAGAUUCGAUCUGGUUUGUCUCGUGUUCUUCCCAUUGCUCUUUCUACUCUUCACCAGUGUCUAUUGUCUGGUCAUGAUCAUCUAAUGGAACCAGUUCCAACUAGCUUGCUUGCACCCGCCUCAUUGGGACAAGUGACAAGUGAAGUUGUGACGUUCAAUGGAGUGACAUUGGAACUGGAUCAGAAGAUGUCGUCUCGUGGUUCCUUGCUUUGUGUUGGACAACCAAAGGAUAAGAUUCCUGGAGCGAUAAAUAAGUACAGUAGUUUCACUUGAUUCAAUCUACGAUUAUGCUUGUACAACAUGCCUUAACAACUUACUAAAUUAAGUCAGAAGUAAAACGAACAUCUGGAAGACAAUGGGGUUAAUAAUCAAACCGCCUUUUGUCUCGUCUUGAUCUCACCUUGAUAUGUUUGCAGUGUGCUCAGACAUUAAGAUUCCGCACGAAAGAAACGCAAGAAGAAUGAACACCAUGAGUAUAUGCUGCCACUUCAAUAAAUCGACUAAUAAAUUCUAUAUCUUUGCACAUAGUUUCCUGUCUACAUGAAUCUUGUUUUGCAGCUGACAACGCUCUGAAAAGUGAUUUUUUUUAAACGGCUAAUAAUCGAAAACAAACUAGAUGAACGAAGUUAUGG